Messenger RNA from Caenorhabditis bovis, 396 nucleotides. The record is from the annotation of a GenBank genome assembly. NCBI's taxonomy places the organism in Eukaryota, Metazoa, Nematoda, Chromadorea, Rhabditida, Rhabditidae.
AUGCCGAGCAGCAUCAUUACACAUCAAAAGGACGCCUCGGCUCAAAAAGAUGUAAACUUCUUCGUCUUCUGCUGCUUCUGCCCACAGCCGCUGCUGCCAAUGCUCCUUCUUCAUCUUCCUCUUCAUCGUCAUCGGCAGCAGCUUGUUGGGGCCCGAUUCAAGCGAGGAGACGCAAAAAAGCGCAGAACAGAGCGCGCGCGCGUUGGUGCCGUUGGUCGGCUGCGGGGCCCCGACACACCGGCAAAAGAGCACGGGCGGCGAGGAGGCGCCGACAAAAAAACGCGCUCGCAUUGGUUGUGGGUGGACACGGAUUUCCGAGCCAUUGUGAAGAUGGACACGAUCGGAAAUAUCGAAGAACUGGCUAAGAAGGGGCAACAAACACGAGUAAAUGAAUAA